AAAACAGAAAGUAAUUAUAGCUGAUUCAAGAAAAUUGUCGGUUUUGCUAAAUACUUCAUAAGUAGUACCUACCAUCAUUUUGUUGUGCAAGGAAUUUAUUAACUAGAAGACCUUCGAACGACUGAACACAUCGGACAUCGGGAUCUUGGGCUUCGAGAUACAAGUGUUUGGUCCUUUAAUCUAGUCUAGACUUAAUUUCAGAACUUCUAUCUCAAUAUUUUGUUCUCGUUGUUGUAGUUAUACCUCGCAUGAGUUUACAUAACAACCUCAAUGAAGUAAUCUCUACAAGACCUCAAAUUGUGACAAUGACAUAAAAAAGAAAAAAUACUUUAGCCAUGAUAAUGACAAGCAUGGCGACAAAAUUGGCAGUGAGGGAAUAACUCCUCUUUUUUUCUAGAAUACUUAUUACAGUUUAUAUGAGCAAUGUCUUCGUAUUCGAGCGACAGCGAUUACUCCUGCCCGUAUGGCGCUGAGUUCACACACCAAACACCUUUUUACGCUUCUAUGGGACAACCACUUGUCUACUACGCGCAAGUAAGGGGAUAUAAAAAGAAUAAUCCCAAUUGCUUCGUGAAGGCUUUCCGGUGGUAUACUCAGGAUCAUAAGCCCCAAAGUCAACGUGUAGAAGCGCAAUGUUGUAAGCCGGAUGUGUCUGAGUUUGCCACCUGGCUGGACAUCAAGUAUGAGCAGUUCUUGGCUGAGCAGGCGCCUCAAGGUCACAAACAGCUCAAGAACACACAGACAUCGGUCAUCGUCUCCGGAAACACUUGUUGUAAAAACUGCGGGCCUUGUCCAGACGCUAAAAGGUUUGAACGCUUAAAAAGUAAAUGCAUAUCUUACAGCCCGUGGAAGAAGUACAGGCGUCAAACACAACAACAAAAUCCAAACGAAAGAAAUUUACAGGAACAAACAGGUCAAAGUAUGGAGUACAUUCUGAGUCCUAAAAAUAUAUCACGCGCUGCAUCUGAAUGUUAUCAUCCAUCACCAGUAUCUAUAUUAGAAACCCAGGUUCCUACCAAUGUCAAGCGAAAAUCUCAGAGCGCAACAAAUGUGUCCCCAAAUACAGGGCCUUGCAUUGACAUUGUAACUAAUCACGAAGGUCCUCCAGCACCAAGACCAAAGCAAUCGACGACGUCGUUAAAAAUAGAAGUCCAAAAACCUACUACGAAAUACCAAAAACCUUCUGAAAAUUUUGCAAAGAACAAAAUACCUACUACUAUAAAUAGAUCAUGUACUUGCUGCGUACGUGUAAAUACAACAGACGCUGAAACUCAAUGUGAAUUUUCUGUUGAAACAUUCGUUCCCACGUCUUACGAAGUGCCUUCUGAGGUUUCUAUGAAAAAAAGACGGCGAAGUGUAAUUCCCAAUUAUUUGAAACAUGACAAACGUACUAAAGAAGUUUUCUGUCAAUACUCGGAAUUUUUAGAAGGAACACAGUGCUCGACUAAAAAGACGUCCCGCGUGCAAUGCAAGUGUCCCGAUAAUAGCCACAUUUACACCAAUAUUAAAGUAGAGCCACCACCACCAACACCACUACCACCACCAAUUCAACAAGAAAAGCUUAAAAUUUGUAUUUGCCCAAGGCAAGUUCACCAAAGCUCCCGUACGGUGUACGAAACCAGCACAGCUCAGACUUCUAACCGCUCCAUCAACCUUGAGAAUGACAUUAUGCUGUGCCCACUACUCUUAAAAAUAGUAUGUGCGGAUAAACCGUUAAAAGGUUGCAUGUGUGACGAGAAAUAAUUUCUAUGCAAAAGUUCCGCAGAUUACAAAUAUACGAGUAUGCAAAUCAACUCUACGUGAAACCUUCUUUAUGUGUUUAGUCAUUUACCUAUAAAAUAAAACAUCUGGAAUUAUU
Molecule: messenger RNA, 1858 nt
Organism: Hyposmocoma kahamanoa
Lineage: Eukaryota; Metazoa; Arthropoda; Insecta; Lepidoptera; Cosmopterigidae
Exons: 10
Coding region: 424-1743 (439 amino acids)
Source: RefSeq, a predicted model, not a curated record